AAAAUAUGCCUGUAUGUACGGUGUUAUAAAAUUGUAAGCUGGUUGCCGAAAGAAUCAUUUACGAGUCGAUCAAUAUGGCGUCUUGGUGGUUGGUCUCUGUGCUGUUAUUUUCUGUGGCGCUCGCCAACGAAGAUGAGGACCCGAGUCUGUUUGAGGGUGACAUAGUCCUCACCGAUGAGCAGAGGGCCGCAGUUGAGGGGGCUCGUGGUUCCAUAACCCAAAAGCUGUGGCCCGGAGGGGUGGUCGUCUACGAGUUGGACCCUCGCUUCGAAAGGAGCAGUCGGGCUAUGGAAAAGCUUACUCAGGCCAUUUCCGAUUACGAGAAGUACACGUGUAUUCGCUUCAGAAAGAAAACUGCAAAUGACAACGAUUACGUCUACAUCAAGGACAGAGGCGGGUGUCGCUCGCACGUGGGUCGUAAAGGCGGGAAACAGUAUCUGUCUCUUUCCAGUGGUUGUUGGCACAAGGGAACCAUCAUCCAUGAACUUGGCCAUGCCCUUGGCUUCUUUCACGAGCAGACGAGACCCGAUCGAGAUGAUUACGUCACCAUCUUGUUUGAGAAUAUCCGUCUCGGAAUGGCGAGCAAUUUCAUGAAGCAUUCGGCAGGUGAAGUAGACUCUCUCGGCACGCCGUAUGAUUACGGCUCCAUCAUGCACUACGGCCCUAAGAUCUUCAGCGCUAAUGGCAAACCUACCAUCGUCGCCAAGAAACCGGGGGUGAAGUUCGGUCAGCGGGACGGGCUCAGCCCCAUCGACAUCAAGCAAGUAAAUCUGCUGUAUAAAUGCAGCGGAGGAGUUCGUCCGCCCGUCACCAAGCCCCCAGUAACGCAAGCGCCUGUCACUGAGAAGCCUGUCACGCGACCACCUCCUGUCACGGACAGACCCAUGACGCUGCCACCAUCAGGAGGCGCCAAAGAUUUCUUCUGCGAUUUUGAUCAUGGUACCUGUGGAUUCGUUCAGUCUUCCAGUGACAACUUUAAUUGGAUAAGAAAUACAGGUUCAACAUCUACACAAAACACUGGACCGAGCUCGGACACGUCAGGAAUAGGCCACUACAUGUACAUAGAGACCUCAAAGGGUCGCCAGGGUUACACUGCGCGGCUCGAGAAGCGUGGGGUUGUCUUGGAUGGUGAUCGCUGUUUGGAAUUCUACUACCACAUGUACGGCGUAUCCACCGGCGAACUGCGCGUCAAACUUGGAGACACGGAGAUCUGGAGCAAAAAAGGCGACCAAGGAGACCAGUGGAACAAGGCCAAUAUUCAGAUCAAAGAUGUUGGAGCUAACUCGCUUGUAUUUGAGGGUGUACGAGGUUUAUCCUUCACCGGAGACAUCGCUAUUGAUGAUAUACGGCUCACAUCAUGUUCAGCUAAACCGACUAUACCACCAGUUGGGUCAUGUGGCGUCAGUCACCACGCAAGGAUUGUGGGGGGCACCACUGCCCAGCAAGGAGGCUGGCCAUGGCAGGCUCAACUCAGAACGUCCACAGGGUACCCAUACUGUGGCGGUACUUUGAUUCACCCGGAGUGGGUUCUAACGGCUACACAUUGUUUAAAGGGCGAGACGGCGAGUCGAGUGCACAUAAGGCUCGGAGCUCACAGGAGAACUAAGGGUAGCGGAAACGAGCAAGACUUCCGGGUGAUUCGCCUCGUCACCCACCCGAACUACCACAGACCUGUGGGGUACGCAAACGACAUCGCGCUCCUAAAACUGGACAGACCGGCUAAACUGGACAGAUACGUGAACUUUGCAUGCCUACCAGAUCAAGUACCAGAGCCUAAGGAGGGGGACAGAUGCUAUAUCACAGGCUGGGGCAAGCUCUCCUCUCACGGCUCCGCCCCGGACAUUCUUCAGCAGGCGACAGUCCCAGUCGUUGGGCGCGCCCGCUGUAUGAAGGCGUACCGCGGUCAAAUCCACGAGUCUAUGCUCUGCGCAGGUCUAGAUGCCGGCGGAGUCGAUGCGUGCCAGGGGGAUUCGGGGGGUCCCAUGGUGUGUGAAAAUGCAGGGCGGUUUUAUAUUCAGGGUGCCACUAGCUGGGGGAAUGGGUGCGCGGCGCCGGGGAAGUUUGGCGUGUACGCGCGUGUCAAGUAUGUCCUUGAUUGGAUCAAAAGCGAAAUGGCGCGACCGUAACCUUUCUGUAAACAUGGGCUAGGAUGGAAUAAAAAUGAAAUAUCUUUA
Nematostella vectensis (starlet sea anemone) is the source of this 2174-nucleotide messenger RNA. Its product is annotated as meprin A subunit beta. Gene Ontology annotation, biological process: proteolysis. Gene Ontology annotation, cellular component: membrane. Lineage: Eukaryota; Metazoa; Cnidaria; Anthozoa; Actiniaria; Edwardsiidae. The record is from RefSeq and is a predicted model, not a curated record. Gene Ontology annotation, molecular function: metalloendopeptidase activity; zinc ion binding; serine-type endopeptidase activity. Bases 75 to 2126 code for a protein of 683 amino acids. The transcript has 15 exons.